ACCCAGUGGAUUUAAGUCGACACACAGUGAUAAGCAAAACGCCAGCAUUUCUUAAAUAUGCCAUCUCCUCUGAGUUAGUAAUUGAACCAAGUCAGCAUCCAUGCCUGCAGAUGCUCCCAGCCAUAUUUCUCUCGGCUAUGAAAGGAGUAUCAGGACUUGUGGAUGCUUUCCUAGGUGUGCCUAAUAUCUCCUUGGAGAAUCUCAACCAGAAAGGACAUCAUCUCUCCUCCUCCUCAUCAUUGUCUUUAUCGUCUGAGGGACGUGGAGAGGAUUCUACUCGACUGUUAGCAAGUGGAAGAGCAAAGUGUAACAGCAUUUUGCAUUUGUUCGGGCCUUGGUUAUUUGAAGCUGCCCUUAUAAAUUGUAACAUGCAAGCCAGCCUUGGCCCUCAGCAUAAAACAGAUGGUAGUGGAAGUGCUGGGUCAGGUUCCCGUCGGCCGGUUUCUGGUUUUGGUGGAGAAAGUGGUAGAAAAUCUAGUGACUCUUCAGUACCAUCGGAACCACAGAAUGACCGUCUUGCUAACUUGUCUCCACAGCACUUCCAAGGAGGCCGAGCUGAGGCUCUUGGGGCUCUUUGCAGGAUAUUUUGCUCCAAGAAAACUGGGGAAGAGAUUUUGCCUGUAUAUCUAGCUAGAUUUUACCUAGCUGUCCAUCAGGGACUAAGGCAGACAGAUGGUAAUGUCACAGCACACCAAGAACAAGCUAGCUUCACGUCUAAUAAGUACCAAGGAUCCAAGACUGGUGUUUGCAGUGAAACAGCAGCAAGUAUCCUCGUCAAUGGAGUUGAUUUGUUCCGCUUAGACCUUCAGGGAGUUGUAAGCUUAGUGCCAAGUGUUUUGGGGGUUUUGGAAGGUGUACUUCCAGAAGCAGAGGUUAAUGCACCACCACAUCUACCUGUCCCUCUGCUGCGCCGUGCCGCCACUCACGUGUUGUUGUCUAUUCUGCCGUUACCACUACAUUUCCAGGGUCUACAAGUUAAAGAAGUUGGAUGCAGCAGUGGGGAGCGACUUGUUCUGUCACAUCUUCGACCUCAGCUUGUCAAUCUUCUUUCUAAUGCCCUGCAAGUAGAGACAGACCCUGCAAACACACAAAUGCUCCUUGGAGGCCUCCUGUUUUGUGUCCAGGAUGCAGCAUUAUGUGAAGUUAUGGAUUCCAUAUCCCAGCACAACUUUUCAUCUGACAGAGAUCACAACAUAAUGUCAUCUGGUGCCUCUGACACAGUUAGCUCGCAUGGAGAUUAUAAUAGCCUUCUGGAUGACAGCUGCGAGACACUUCCUGUUGGAGACAGCCUUGGCCCUGUUGGAACAUCAGGCCUUUCUAGCACCACAUCUGCAAGUCAUGCCACAUUGCUGAGUGCUACAGACACUGAUGGUCCUCCCAGUUUUGAAGAUCCGGAUUCAGCCCAUGCUCUCUUUGUAAGGGCCAUCUACUUAGUGUGCCAUCGUCUCAUUUCUUCUUGGAAGAGUGAUGUUAAUGUAUCUCUUGCUGGAUUGGAGCUUCUUUCGGGGCUUGCACGCCUCAGUAUAGCAGAGCAAGAUGGACUAGAAUGCAAACGUGCCGUUAAAUGGUUGUGUGAUUAUAUUGCUUACCAGUGCUCUAGACCUGCUCGUUUGCAUUCAAAGGACUUACACUCGACCAUUGUUGCAGCUUUUCAUUGUGCAAGUGUGUGGUUGGUAGCGCAUCCUUAUCUGCUCCAAGAUAAGGAAUGUCUUGGAACAAUAUUGGAGGUUAUAGAGCUUGGUAUUUCAGGGUCAAAGUCACAGGUGAAAUCCAGUGAUGCCCCCAGACUGAAACAUGAGAAAGAACUCAAACCAGCCAGUAUGCGAGUGAGAGACUCUGCUGAAGCCCUUCUGUCAUGUGUUUUAUCACAGGUUGGAACUUUCCCAUCAGUGUGUGGGGCAGAGUCUUUGUCAUCACUUCUAGAUGAAUUAACUCUUCUUCGUCACUGCAAUACUUGUGAUGUUUCAGACCAGCUUACAAGAGACGCUGCUGUCCAGCAUUUCCGUUAUUUUGUUGCACAAAAUUCCAUUAUGUUGGCUCUCUUGGAGCAGCCACUAGGGAAUCAUCAAGAUCCUCAACCUACUGUAACGGCUCUGAUCCGAGGACCAUUUGGGAGAGUGGCAUGGACAUUGCAACUGAGGCAUCUUGCUAGGCACAAGUCUUCUGCUAAAUUAUACACAGUAAAUCCAGGUCGACCAUUGCCAAUGAAUGAUGUUGGCAUUAAACACAAUGUUAAGCCUAAGUACUUCCCAGACAGCGUAGAAAGAAUUCCUUUGUGCAAAGCUGAUAAAUCUAUUCCAAGCCUUGAGAGUGUGAUAAUGGUCGAUGAUAAAUCUGCGGUAGAGCAUGACAAGUUGCUUCAGAUUUUAGAUCAUCAGAUUGCGUUUGAGGAUAAUAUUCGUCGUCAAGUAGAAAGGGAAAUAACAGACUAUCCUGAUGUAGAGACUGAAUGCGUUGCUCCGCCAUUGUGUCAUGAGUUCCAGACGGCUCGUUUAUUACUGUCUCACUUUGGGUUUUUGUCCUUGGAUGCCCUACAGGAAUCUGUGGAGUCUGCAGUGCCAUCUCUUGUAGCUUUAGAUUCCAGUAUGGCAGGCUUUGCUAAGGAUCUUGAACUCUUAGAUACCACCAAUAAUCGUACUGUAGAUACAGGUCAUGUAUUCUAUGUUCGAGCAGGGCAGACUAAUCCUCAUGAAAUUCUCAAUAAUGUUAUAUCUGUCUCUUCUGUACAUCCACACUUCUUAGAAUUCUUAGGAGGACUGGGUUGGUCUGUUAAUGUUCAUCAACAUCCUGGCUGGACUGGUCACGUUUCAACUGCCUUUACUGUUACCACACCUCCUCAAGAUACUCCAUUUGAUGCAAAUCAUGGGGGGAGUGUAUUCAGCGGUCGCACACAUGUCCUAUAUUGGUCAGAUGCUCUUAGCGAGAUGGCUUUUGUUGUGCCAUCACCAGCCCCCUCACAGCCAAACAGUCAACCUCCAGCCUCAAAUUCUGUUAAUAUGGGUCUUGUGCUAGAGAGAUGUGACGGUUCAGGAGGAGGUUCUGGCAGUGAAAGAUCAGAUUCCUUACAUUCAUAUGACGUAGAGGUUGAUCAAGGUUCAUCAUUAUCUUCCCAUACUUCUCAGAUGUCCUUCGGUCAUGGUAAUGAAAAUCGUAAUCGCAAAUUUGGUCGUCAAACUAGUGCCAUGUCUUGCGGUGACCAUAAAGUCUACAUCGUAUGGCUAGAAAGUUUUGAAGAUAGUUACACUUUCCCAGCAAUUGACCUGUUAAACGAAACAAUUACAGGAAGAGAGAGUAGUUCUUGGAAGGACAAGGAAGCAUGUAUUUACAUAAUCUUCAUCCAUGCUCUUACCAAUGGUCUUUUCAGAAUUAAACUUCAUGGCCAGAAUGCCAAGUUGAGCAUGGCAGGUCCAUUAAUUGAUGGGCAAGUCGUUAGCAGGCGAGUUCUUGGUACCCUAGUUAGACAAACAGCUUUAAACAUGUGCCGACGGAAAAGACUUGAAAGUGAUAGGUAAGGUUUUGGUUACUUGGCU
Macrobrachium nipponense is the source of this 3530-nucleotide messenger RNA. RefSeq names its product ral GTPase-activating protein subunit beta-like. The transcript is spliced from 25 exons. Gene Ontology annotation, biological process: activation of GTPase activity; regulation of small GTPase mediated signal transduction. Gene Ontology annotation, molecular function: GTPase activator activity. NCBI's taxonomy places the organism in Eukaryota, Metazoa, Arthropoda, Malacostraca, Decapoda, Palaemonidae. The coding region runs from base 111 to 3512 and encodes 1133 amino acids. The record is from RefSeq and is a predicted model, not a curated record.